AUGACUUCUGUGUCCCCCGAACAGCCAAUUGAUCUUCAAAUCGGUUGGCCCAACCCAGCCCUCCUCCCCGCUCCCGAUCUCCGCCACUCCGCCACGGCUGUGUUCUCCAACCCCUCAAUCGCAAACCCGGCUCUAGCGUAUGGCCCCGAUGAGGGAUAUGAGCCACUUCGCACUCAUAUUGCCGCCUGGCUGACCGAUUUCUACCAACCCCGUGACCCGGUCUCAACCCAGCGCAUUUGCAUCACCGGCGGGGCCAGUCAGAACCUAGCAUGCAUUCUGCAAACCUUCACAGACCCUGUCUACACACGAAAUGUGUGGAUGGUGGUACCGACGUACCACCUAGCUGCGCGCAUCAUAGAGGACGCCGGAUUCGCCGGGCGCCUACGCGGGGUGCCCGAAGAUGACGAAGGGGUCGACAUCGCGGCGCUGGAGAGCGGAUUGCGCGCUGCGGAAGGGACCGCCCAGAUCGCUGGGAAUACAGAGCCGUCCUGGACUGACACUGCCCCUCUUUCCCUGCAGAAAAUGAAACCGCCCAAGCCCUGGCGCAAAAUCUACAAGCAUGUCAUCUAUGCCGUGCCGACUUUUGCGAACCCCUCUGGGAAGAUUAUGUCACUGCGCAGGCGGGAGGCGCUGGUUCGUCUGGCCCGCCAAUAUGACGCCCUCAUCGUCACGGAUGAUGUGUAUGAUUUCCUUCAAUGGUCGCCUGAGCCCGAGGGAAAGAACUUUGCCGGUGACCGCGCAUGCAUGCCGCGCAUCGUCGACGUGGAUCGUUACCUGGAUGGCGGACCCAAGGACGAAUGGGGACACGCAAUCAGCAAUGGCAGUUUUAGCAAGCUGAUCGGGCCCGGGGCCCGCACCGGCUGGGCCGAGGCGUCCGACAAGGUUGCUUAUGGAUUAUCACAAACAGGCUCCUCGCGAUCGGGCGGUGCUCCUUCUCAGCUAUGCGCCGCUAUCAUCGACCAGAUGUUUCCCACGCGCAUUAUACAGACUCACAUCCAUGAUGUGCUCCAACCCAAAUACGCCGAGCGCUACCAUACGCUGCUAUCGGCGAUCCAGGAGCAUCUCGUCCCGCUGGGGGUCACUUUGCCAGCACCCGCUGCCGCCGCCGGAGGCUACUUCAUGUGGAUCGGUCUCCCCGCACCACUAAUUGCAGCCGAGGUCGCUCAACGGGCGGAAAGCGAGGAAAAAUUGCACGUCUCUCCCGGCAACGUCUUCCAGGUUCCAGGAGAUUCACAGCUGGCGGGUGCAUUUGCGGAUCAUCUACGACUUUGCUUUGCAUGGGAAGAUCCACGCCUUUUGAUCGAAGGCGUCCGUAGACUAGCGCGUGUCUUGGCCCGUAUGUCCCAUACCUAG
This is a messenger RNA of Penicillium paradoxum, 1353 nucleotides long. RefSeq names its product aminotransferase-like domain-containing protein. The record is from RefSeq and is a predicted model, not a curated record. The coding region runs from base 1 to 1353 and encodes 450 amino acids. The transcript has 3 exons. NCBI's taxonomy places the organism in Eukaryota, Fungi, Ascomycota, Eurotiomycetes, Eurotiales, Aspergillaceae. Gene Ontology annotation, molecular function: pyridoxal phosphate binding; L-2-aminoadipate:2-oxoglutarate transaminase activity. Gene Ontology annotation, biological process: biosynthetic process.